CAAGGUAAGGUGAUGCAUAAAUAGUCUUUAAGCUUUCAUGUGUGUCAAUUCCUGUAAAGUAAUUUUCUACUCUUAGUCAUACAUAUAUUUCAUCUCUGGAGUGCAACGAAUAGAGACGUAAACAUACUUGGAAUACAUACUCGUGCCCCCGCGAGAUUUUCAGGAGUUUAGUUGUGCAAAUGCCACGUCUGACAAGCAGCAUCAACGCAGACGGAACUAUCAGCUUCUUUUUGUCUCAAGACAAAAAGUUAUUUAGUGGCAAAAUAAGCCAAUAUAUAGGACACUAUUUGGGUCUAAUAUGGGCUGUUUACGUCUGCUGACACUGACACUGGCUGCUUCUGCUGUACUGCUGUUAACCUCUCAAUCGGCUAAGGCUCACAGCCAUUCCCAUGGAGACCACGGGCACAGUCACCACGGCCACUCUCAUGGGGAGGAUGACGGACACUCCCAGGUGAAGAUGUUCCACGGAGCGAGCAAGUGGAGCGCUGAGGCCAACCUGCCUCAGCACGAAGAGGAGCAGCACCAUCACGGACACGAUCAUGGACAUGGACACGCACACUCCCAUGAUCACGGACACGCACACUCCCAUGAUCACGGACACGCACACUCCCAUGAUCAUGGACACGCACAUUCUCACGGACAUGGACGCUCGCAUGGAUCAGAGAGAGCAAAGAGAGAAGUAGAUGGAGAGAAGCGUGACUUAGUGGAGCUCUGGACUCAGGCAAUCGGAGCCACCCUGUUGAUCAGUGCGGCUCCUUUCCUCAUCCUGUUUCUGAUCCCAGUCCAGUCCAACAGCGACCAGCACCAGAACCUGCUCAAGGUGCUGCUGAGCUUUGCUUCUGGUGGACUGCUGGGCGAUGCCUUCCUGCACCUCAUACCACACGCUCUUGAGCCUCAUUCCCAUGAUGGAGAGGGAGAUGAGGAACACGCUCAUGCAAGUGAAGAGUCACAUGACCACGGUCACUCCCACGGAGCCGCCCAUGGUCACAUGAUGUCUGUUGGUCUGUGGGUUCUCGGGGGAAUCAUCGCCUUCCUGGUUGUUGAAAAGUUUGUGCGCCUGCUGAAGGGAGGACACGGACACUCCCACAGUCACUCUCACGCUGCUGCCAAAGAAAAGGACAGUGAUGGAGAAGAGGAGAAGGAAAAGAAGACAAAAGAGAAGAAAACAAACAAAGGUGCAAAGGUGGCAGAGCCUGAGGAGAAGAAGGGAACAGAAAUCAAGGUGUCCGGUUAUCUGAACCUAGCAGCCGACUUCACACAUAACUUCACCGAUGGCCUGGCAAUCGGAGCGUCAUUCCUGGUCAGUCCAGCUGUUGGCGCUGUCACCACUCUGACCAUCCUGCUUCAUGAGGUCCCACAUGAGAUUGGGGAUUUUGCCAUUCUCGUCCAGUCUGGCUGCACUAAAAAGAAGGCUAUGUGUCUGCAGCUGCUGACCGCAGUGGGAGCUCUGGCCGGGACGGCUUGCUCCCUGCUGGCUGAAGGUGUGGGCGCCACGGCGACCGCCUGGAUCUUACCCUUCACAGCUGGCGGGUUUGUUUACAUCGCCACGGUGACGGUGCUCCCCGAGCUGCUGGCGGGCCGCUCCAGUUUCGGCCAGUCUCUGAUGGAGAUUCUGGCGCUGCUGUUUGGAGUCGGCAUGAUGGUGCUGAUCGCAGAGUACGAAUGAAGCGCUUUUCUUUGGAGCGGACAGAAACUUUUACAGCACAAGAGAAAGAACUGAGACACUGACAGGGAAAAUUACGCAACAUUUACAUGAUUUUUUUUGUUUUGUUUUUAUUGCUUUUUUUUUUUUUAUCAAAUUGACAUUUAUGCUGUUUUGUUUUUUAACCAGAAGGGUCAAUGUUUUCUGAAAAAAAUAAAUAAAUGAGGUAUGGAAAGAGAAUAGUGGAUACAAACUGAUAUCAGAAUAAGGAGUUCUGCAGUAAAAUGGUCUGUAAAUUCACCUGCUACUCAUGUUAAAACAACCAUCCAACUUUCAGUGUGACUGCUGCAUAAAAGCAGAGCAGCUCCUCAGUACAAGAGAAGAAUAUUUGUUCUACAGUGACCUGCAAGUAUAAAAUCCUUUCUAAAAAAUCUUUGUUGGACACUGAAUGUCAACUUUGUUUUACAUUCCAUGCAAAAUGAUGAUGUUGCUUUUGUUGUUGUGGUCAAACUGUGCCUCACGUUUUAAAUUUGAUUUAAUUUGCUUGAAGAAAUAUUUUUCAGCACCUUGUUUUCCUGAGAUGAAUUUUGCUGAAUGUCCCCAAAUAAAGGUUCAUUAUUUUCUAA
Molecule: messenger RNA, 2268 nt
Organism: Gambusia affinis (western mosquitofish)
Lineage: Eukaryota; Metazoa; Chordata; Actinopteri; Cyprinodontiformes; Poeciliidae
Gene: slc39a7
Product: solute carrier family 39 member 7
Exons: 8
Coding region: 299-1666 (455 amino acids)
Biological process (GO): zinc ion transmembrane transport; intracellular zinc ion homeostasis
Cellular component (GO): membrane
Molecular function (GO): zinc ion transmembrane transporter activity
Source: RefSeq, a predicted model, not a curated record